This is a messenger RNA of Paramuricea clavata, 1119 nucleotides long. NCBI's taxonomy places the organism in Eukaryota, Metazoa, Cnidaria, Anthozoa, Malacalcyonacea, Plexauridae. The record is from the annotation of a GenBank genome assembly.
AUGUAUCCUGCCUUCGUGAAGAUUGCAGCCGUCGGUAAAUACAUCCAACAUAUUUUAGACGAAUUUUCAAAAAAUCCAACUUCUGGCACAUUUGACAAUAUCAUUAAUCCGAAACUAUGUGGAAACGAGAAAGCAGAGUUCUUUUUGCCAAAAAUCUUUAUCUGGUGCCCUAUUACUCACUAUAGUCUGAAGCUACAUUGUCCAGAGCACAAUACUGUUCUUGAGCCGGCCUUGUGGACAAAUCUCGUGGAAACGAAGAGUCCACGCAACCCACGUUUAGUUUACGACCUGAACGGAAAUGUUCUGCUGGUGCAAAGAUUUUAUUUUUGCCGCUAUGGAAAACAUAGGUAUUUAUCAUCUUCUCCUGAAAUUUUAAGAAUUAUUCCAAAUCUUUACUCUGCAGAAUGUUUUCCAAUCAAAGUACUUUAUAGGUCUGCGUUUUCUAAACAGGCUGUUGAUUAUGUGACAUCUCAGGUUUCGCAAGGAGUCAACUUCCUUCAAAUAAGCGAGGCAAUUGCAACUCUACACUUUAAGGACUAUUGUCGUAGAGGUAAUAGAUAUAUCACGAGCCUUCUUCAUGAAAAUAGCCAUCCCUUACAACAUGACUUCAAAGCAGAGAAUUUUUUCAACGACGCGUUAUUUGCAUAUCCAAGCAAUGAUUUGCUGAUGCGAAUCUUUCUCGAAGAUUUUCAGGAUAAGAAAGUAUUUUACGAAAACGAGUUGAAAAAAACAACUGCCACAAUUCUCUCAUUUGAUCAUACUUUCAAGAUGAGCAAGCAUAUUGGAAUUGUCAGAGAUAACGAUGCAAAGUUUGUUGGACAAUUUUCAAACUUAUUUGUGGGGCUUAAUGAAAACAAAGAAAUAGUGACAUGGUGUCUAACACGUUCAACAAAAUUUGAGCAUAUAGAGAACAAUCUUAAGGAACUAAAGGGACGAUUAGACAAAGCCGGUGUUACAGCUCGAGCUAUCUUCGUAGAUGAUUGUUGCAAAGUGAGAGGCAAAUACCAAUCAGUUUUUGGUGCUGAACAAGUAGUAAAACUUGAUUUGUUUCAUGCCGUGCAGCGCAUUACCAGUACUGUGCGUAUAAAGGGACGGAAAUGUCUAAAAAGUUGCCAAUGA